This is a messenger RNA of Frankliniella occidentalis (western flower thrips), 1574 nucleotides long. RefSeq names its product 1,5-anhydro-D-fructose reductase-like. Gene Ontology annotation, molecular function: aldose reductase (NADPH) activity. The transcript is spliced from 7 exons. The record is from RefSeq and is a predicted model, not a curated record. Bases 1 to 1089 code for a protein of 362 amino acids. Gene Ontology annotation, cellular component: cytosol. NCBI's taxonomy places the organism in Eukaryota, Metazoa, Arthropoda, Insecta, Thysanoptera, Thripidae.
AUGGCUGUACUCCCGCGGGAGGUGUGGGUGGAGGUAGAAAGAGAGAGGGGCUGGAGUUGGGGUGAUGGUGGCCUUCGAGGCCAGGCCGCAGAGCCCGCGCCGCUUCCCCUAAUCAGCCUUCUGACUCGCGUCUCUCUCUCAUUGUUUCAGGCGCGAGCCGAGGAGAUCGAGCGCGCCACGCUGGACGCCCUGGACGCGGGCUACCGCCACUUCGACACGGCCUUCAACUACGGCAACGAGCAGGACAUCGGGCGCGCCCUCCGCAGGUGGCUGGACGACGGCCGAGGCAAGCGAGAGGACCUCUUUGUCGUCACAAAACUUCCCAUGUUCGCCAACAAGGCCGAGCUAGUUGAGCCGUACUUGAGGAAGUCAUUGGAGCGGUUGCAGCUCCAGUACUUGGACCUGUAUCUGAUCCACGGACCAUUCGGGAUGCAAGCCGACAGCACUGGGGAGUCGCUGGGCCUGUCCGAGGACGGUUGCCCUACCCUGGACCUAACCACGGACCACCUGGCUAUUUGGAAGGAAAUGGAGCGGAUGGUCGACUUGGGGCUGGUGCGGUCCCUGGGCGUGUCCAACUUCAACCUCCAGCAGGUGCGGCGGCUGGUGAAGGCGGCCCGCGUCCCCGUCUCCGUCAACCAGGUCGAGCUGCACGCCUCGAUGCAGCAGCGCGACCUGGUGGACUCGAUCCGAGAGCUCGGCGUCGCGGUCACGGCCUACUCGCCGCUGGGUUCGCCGGGGGCGCAGUCCCACUUCAUCAGCAAGUACAACUACAGUGCCGACAACUUCCCCGACCUGCUGGGCCAUCCCCUCGUGCGCGAGCUGAGCCUGCGCUAUCAGAAGACCCCCGGACAGGUGUUGCUGCGCUUCCUCCUGCAGCUCAAGGUGGCCGCCAUACCAAAGAGCGCCAACCCAACGCGGAUACGGGAGAACAUUAACGUUUUUGACUUUGAACUCACACCUGAGGAGGUAGAGUCAAUGAGAGCACUGGAUAGAGGAGAGAAGGGACGAAUAUUUAACUUUUUCUUCUGGAAAGGGAUAAAUAAGCACCCAGAGUAUCCAUUCCCUUUACCAGAAGAGAUUACAAACUAAUGUGUGUAUGUUCAAUUCUGUAAAUUAUUUUUUUAUGUUCAUUUGCUCACCUCUAUUCUCAAAAGAGAACAUUAUUGUUGGCUGUGUAAACUGUUUGUUUAAGAUAAAGCUCCAAUAUUCAUGCACUAUGACAGCAAAGAACAGACAACUAGAGUAAAAGAAUUCAAAUUUAAUAAUUUACAAAUGGAAGUUGAUAUGCGACUACAUAACACCACAUAUUAAAGUACAAACACCAUUAAUAUUGACAGGCACGAUUGGGACACAUAUGACAAAAACAGACUUAAAUUAAAAGGCACAAGGCAAAAUUUGGAGUUUUGGAAAAUGAUUUUCAAACCUGAUUGACAUCAAUUCAAUCUAUAAAGCAUUUUCCUCUGCAUUCUGUGCUGAAGUUCUCCGCGGCGAAUCAUUGUGUGAAUAACUUUCAUGAUAGCCCUUUCUGGGUAUUUCUGAAAUAGUGUACAUGAAAAUAAAUAUCUUUUUUGUAA